AUGGCCAGCAAAGGAAAGCCGGAAAUCCCCCUCUCCGCGGACCUCCCUCCGCUGAUCAUGGGCACCGCGACCUUCAAUUCCCAAUACAACGUCGACCCGUUCGCCCUUCCCACAACGGCUCUCGUCCAUCGCGCUUUUUCCGCCGGUGUCCGCGCAUUCGACACUUCACCCUACUACGGCCCGGCCGAAGAGCUUCUUGGAUACGCUCUCUCUACACCCUUUGUCCGCGACAACUAUCCCCGCCACAAAUACCGUUUGAUCACCAAGGUCGGCCGCCUUGCGUCCGCCUCAUUCGACUAUUCGCCGACCUGGAUCAGACGGAGUCUGGCACGGAGUUUGUCGCGUCUGAACACCCAAUAUCUUGACCUGGUAUAUUGUCACGACGUUGAGUUCGUUUCGGCGGAAGAAGUCCUCGUCGCCGUGAAAGAGCUGCGCCGGAUUCGCGACGAAGAGGGCACCAUACGAUAUGUGGGGAUAUCGGGCUAUCCGGUGGGCGUCCUAUGUGACCUUGCGGAGAGGAUACUCAGAGAAACGGGCGAGCCGCUGGACGCGGUGAUGUCCUACGCGAAUUUCACCGUGCAGAAUACAAGAUUGGUCUCGGAGGCGCUCCCUCGCCUUCUUGCGGCCGGUGUGGAUGUGGUGCCCAAUGCGUCGCCGUUGGGCCUGGGGCUGCUGAGACGCCACGGUGUGCCCAUUGGAAGCAUGGGUGAUUUCCACCCUGCGCCGGUUGGGCUGCGAGAUGCGGUGAGGGAAGCGAGUCGGUGGGUGGAGGAGCAGGGCGAGAGGAUUGAAAUCAUUUCCAUACGUUACGCGCUCGAAGCUUGGUUAAGGGAAGGCUCGGCGGUGGGAUCGCUGGGAGAACCAUUGGCCUCUUCGUCGUCGUCGUCGUCAUCGUCGAAUGGCGCUUCUAGUCAAACAGCUGCUCCUACAGGACGCAAACUGGGCAUCAGCGUCAUGGGCGUUAGCAAAAUGGAGGAGCUUGAUGAAACGCUUCGUGUCUGGCGGGAGAUCAUCGGUGGUCUUGAGGAGAUAGUCGAUAUCGAGAACUCGGAGAAAGCCCUCACUGAACAUGCUGAUUCUGUGACCGUGAGACCCACCGCAUCGCAGGAUAGCUCACUUUCCAUCCUCCCCGUGAGCGAUAAUGUUCCCAGCCACGAACGGUCUCAUAUUCGCCGUCAGGAGAUCCUCGCUCUCGUCACUGGGAUACGGAAGGUCCUGGGACAGGAAUGGGUGGAUUUUACGUGGUUGAGUCCUGAAAAAGGAUUCACCAACCAACCUCCUCCGCCAGGCUACGAUAAAGAUAUUAAAUAUUAA
Coccidioides posadasii C735 delta SOWgp is the source of this 1314-nucleotide messenger RNA. RefSeq lists its product as uncharacterized. NCBI's taxonomy places the organism in Eukaryota, Fungi, Ascomycota, Eurotiomycetes, Onygenales, Onygenaceae. The record is from RefSeq and is a predicted model, not a curated record. Gene Ontology annotation, molecular function: D-arabinose 1-dehydrogenase [NAD(P)+] activity. Gene Ontology annotation, cellular component: cytosol. Gene Ontology annotation, biological process: dehydro-D-arabinono-1,4-lactone biosynthetic process.